AUGAAGGCCUCACUCCUCGCCACGGCGGCGGCGCUCUACGCGCGAGAAGCUGCCGCCCAGUUUGCGCAGGCCGCCAUGAUGCGGUUCCAGUGCUCGCAGCUGGUCAUCGAGCGUCUCGACCCGCUCGUGAACCCGGGCCUGCUGCCGUCGACGCACCUGCACCAGAUCGUGGGCGGCAACUCGUUCAACGCGUCGAUGCCGCCGGGCGAGUACGACCCGGCCGCGCACUCGACGUGCACGACGUGCGACUUCGCCGAGGACUUCUCCAACUACUGGACCGCCAACAUCUACUUUCGCGCCAAGAACGGCAGCUACAAGCGCGUCCCGCAGCUGGCCAACCUCGGGCUCACGGGCCAGGGCGGCGUGACCGUCUACUACAUCCCGCCCUACGACGGCAAGACUAAGGUCACGGCCUUCAAGCCUGGCUUCCGCAUGCUGGUCGGCGACGCCAACCUCCGGUCGUCCAAGGGCAUGCAGAAGCAGAUCUGCCACCGGUGCGAGCACAACAUCCAGCAGAACCCCUUCGGCGGCGCCCCCUGCACGGGCGAGGACACGGCCGCCUUCCCGAGCAAGCCGUGCCCGGGUGGCAUCCGGACGACCAUCACCUUCCCGACAUGCUGGGACGGCAAGAACGUCGACAGCCCGGACCACAAGAGCCACGUCGCCUACCCGAGCAGCGGUAGCUUCGAGACCACCGGCCCGUGCCCAGCCAGCCACCCGGUACGGCUCCCACAGCUGAUGUACGAGGUCAUCUGGGACACGCGCGAGUUCAACGACCCGUCGAUGUGGCCUUCGACGGGGCAGCCGCUGGUGUAUUCGAUGGGUGAUGCUACGGGAUACGGCCAGCACGGCGAUUACAUCUUCGGCUGGAAGGGCGACGCCCUGCAGCGCGCCCUGGAUGCCCGCUGCAGCGGCAACCGGUGCUCGGCCCUCAAGACGCAGACCCCGCAGCAGGCCAUGGCGUGCCAGAAGAAGCCAACCAUCCGGGAGGAGACGGAAGGAUGGCUUACGGCUAUCCCCGGCGGGAUGACGGUUCCCAUGUAAGGGCGUAGUGCCAUCCAUUGUGUGGUGUGACGAGGGGGGUUAGGGAUUAUGGCUGGUAACUGACUAGUGCUAUUAUGACUCUCGACUUCAUCGGUCGGUGUUGGCCCGGAUGGUUCUGCGUUGUUCCUCGAAGAAUACUUAGUAGUAGGUACCAUAUUCUAUUAGGACGUAUUAGCAGGUAUCAUGCUG
Messenger RNA from Chaetomium strumarium, 1233 nucleotides. RefSeq lists its product as uncharacterized. The transcript is spliced from 5 exons. Lineage: Eukaryota; Fungi; Ascomycota; Sordariomycetes; Sordariales; Chaetomiaceae. The record is from RefSeq and is a predicted model, not a curated record. Bases 1 to 1044 code for a protein of 347 amino acids.